Messenger RNA from Paramacrobiotus metropolitanus, 963 nucleotides. RefSeq lists its product as uncharacterized. The coding region runs from base 99 to 545 and encodes 148 amino acids. The record is from RefSeq and is a predicted model, not a curated record. The transcript has 2 exons. NCBI's taxonomy places the organism in Eukaryota, Metazoa, Tardigrada, Eutardigrada, Parachela, Macrobiotidae.
UACUGCUGCAGUUUGAUUUCUUAUUUGACCCAGCAAACACGCACGCGUGCGAAACACUCAAACGUUUUCCAUUAGAAGCUAACUGUAAGACCGUUGCAAUGCGAUUCACAGCGGCGACUGCUGUCAUCGGCAGCGCGGUGGUUCUGCUCAUCACCACCAUUAGCGCGCAAAACCUUACGACAUCCGGGGGGAGCCCAGCGGACGACCGUGCAAACCACCCUGUUCUACAAAUGAUUAUUGACGCCGUCAAUUACGGCUGCACGGACGAAUACUUUCGUGGUUGCCGUUGCAACGAGCAGCAGGGCCCCUGUGGAUUAUGCGACCCGACCUGCAACAACCGCAGUCCCAAAUGCCCGGUCAACUGCAAACCCGGAUGCAUGUGUAAACCGGGAUACAUUCGCACCGCCACCAACGGCUGCCAACCGGUGCAGACAUGCCCACAACCCCAACCACCGCCUCCGGCUCCAGCCGUUGUUGCACCUCGGCCGCCCGUGGCACCACCCGCGGCCCCCGUCGUCAAUCGUCCCCCACCGGGAUGCGGGUAAAAACUGAUCGGGAGCAAAGUGGAUCUGCCAUGUAUGAGAUCUAGGCAGCUAAUACCUUAGUCAAUUUUCAGUGAUUAAUCUUGAUAAGCUGGUACGAUUAAUUCGUGUUUGGUGAUGGCUUUUAGACACUUUUCGUAUAUUGCUGCGCUAGUAAAAAUUUGGGAUCGGAAAGCUAACAUCCAUUCUUAAGCAGCGCUCAGCGUUUCCUUGUAGCGGCGGUCAGAUGUAAACACUCAUCAUACAACAUAUAGUGCUGAAUAUAACUAUACAGUAACACUAAAGAUUCUGGAUGUUUCCUUUUUUCGAGAUACUUCGCCCUUGCUCGCAUUCCAGACAUUUUUGUAAGAAGCAUUUAUGUAGGGAACUAAAGGUCACGGUGUUCUCCGCGUUGUUCCACAUGACAGAAGCGCUUCAAACG